GGCGGGACUUCCGACAGCGCUGGCUUGGCAUAAAGUGGCAUAGUUCACCUCCUUAAAAUUGGAAGAAAAGCCGAAGAACGACGCGUUACAAGUUAUAAAACAGUAAGGAAUCAUUAUAAGACAGGAGGACUUUGAAUAGUAUUGUGAUGGUUUUCAGACAUGGACGACAUAAACCUUCAUUAUCGCUUUCUAAACUGGAGGAGGCGAAUACGAGAAAUUCGUGAGGUGCGAGCUGUGCGUUACCGGGAGAGACUCAAAAGGAUGUUGAGAGAUGGUGACGUACUCAGGUAUCAUGGGAAUUCAGAUGAAGUUGGCUGCUUUGUGGCGGCCAGGCCACUGUCGAAAAGAAACCGCUAUUUUGAAGUGACUAUAAUCGAAACAGGAGUGAGGGGAAUGAUUGCUGUCGGUUUGGUGCCUCAGUUUUACAAACUGGAUCAUCAACCAGGCUGGCUACCAAAUUCUGUGGCUUUCCAUGCUGAUGAUGGCAAGCUGUAUAAUGGCAACACUGUAGGACAGCAGUUUGGUCCAAAAUGCUGCAGAGGUGACAGAAUCGGUUGUGGAAUAUCACUAGAUGGUGAAGAUGGACAGUUAACAGUGUUUUUCACCAAGAAUGGUCACGAAGUUGGCAAUGUGGACAUCCCAGCAUCUCCCGAUGGUCUCUACCCUGCAGUGGGGAUGCACUCUUUAGGUGAAGAAGUGCUGCUGGACCUGAAUGCUGAAUGGGGAAUGGAGGAGGAUGAUGGACAGAUGAUAGUUGACAGUCACGAAGAGGACUGGGCUCGUCUCCAUGAUGUCAAGGUCACUGGCACGCUGCUGGAGUACGUAGGGAAAGGGAAGAGCAUCGUGGAUGUGGGCUUGGCUCAAGCCCGUCGGCCUCUGAACACACGCUUCCACUACUAUGAGCUGGAGAUCACAGAUGCUGGAGAGAAGUGUUAUAUUGCACUGGGGCUGGCACGCAGGGACUAUCCAAAAAACAGACAUCCGGGUUGGAGCAGAGGGUCCAUAGCUUAUCAUGCAGAUGAUGGGAAGUUGUUCCACGGCAGUGGGGUCGGGGACCCGUUUGGGCCGCGUUGCCUUGAAGGGGACAUCAUGGGCUGCGGCAUCAUGUUUCCGCGUGACUUCAGCAUUGAUGGCGGAGAUGAGAUCGACGACUGGGACUUCGAUGGGGUUGCUAAGCCCUUUGAGGUUCACAAUGAUUUGUAUGCAAACAAUGAAGAUGAGGAUGAGGAUGAGGGAGAAGAUUCAGAGGAGAGGAAGGUCAUGGUGUUCUUCACCCGGAAUGGAAAAGUGGUGGGCCGGAGGGAAGUGGCCUUACCUGUAGGAGGCUUCUAUCCUACCAUUGGCAUGAUGAGCACUGGGGAGAAGGUCAGAGUGGACCUGCACCCCCUCAGUGGAUGAGCAGGGUGGAGGAAAUGAGAGCUGAAUGGUGAGAUUAGAGCAAGGACAAGGGAAUGAGCUUGUGUGCAUUUUGGAGAUCCGAUGGUAAAAAUCAACAAAUUCCAGAAUGUUCCCGGAAAAGUCAUUCCAGUGUAGAAGCUGAGUGUGGCUCCCUCGUGCUGGAAGAAUAAGUUAAUAUGCUGGCAAAAACUUUUAUAAGAAUUAUGAGUUAAUAUUAAAUAUGUGCCUAAAAAAUAGCUUUUUUAAAAUUUUUAUAUCUUAAAAAAUUGUUAAAAUAAUCUGAGAUUUUUUAGGAAUAUGGAGUAAUGCUGUAGCAAUAAUACAUAAACAUCUUAAAGUUAAAAAAGGGCAUAAAAUGUCAAAAAGAGGCUCAACAGAAUAAUGAAUGUGAAAGUCCAGAAAGAGCAUGAGCUAACAAAUGAAUUACUUAUCAGCAAUAAUGCAUGUCAGCAAAUGGCACUCUCACAGCCUGCAGCCAUCCUGAGCUUAUCCUCACAGCUCUGCUGCUUCUUCCUACUUACAGUGAAUUACUGACACUCAGUGGUGAGAGUCGUAGUUUAGAAAGAAAAUGCUCAGAAAGUCUUCCAAAGAAACAGCUGUGCACUAAAUGAACAGUGAGUUUACAGGAAAAACUAGCUGCUCCAUUCCUUGUAGGUAUGUGUGCUUGUUCUGACAUGGAGGCAUUACAGCCUAUUUUGUGGAAACGGUUCAAGCCACAUGCUUUGACAGUUAUGAGAUAAUUAAAUUUAAUAGCAAUUUGUUGAAAUUACAUCAAAACUGUUUAAUGGCCUUUAAUUGCUGUGUUUUUGAAAGCUGUUUAAAUAAGCAGAAAUGUUCUGUAACUCUCUGUGCUGUUUACCUUUUUUGAAAAUCUGCUAUGAUUAAAAUCAAAACCAUGUGAGAGGAAGAAGCUCAAAUAGAUUUGGGUGACAGUAUGAGGUUCAUAGUCCUGUUUAUUCACUUCCCUUGAAUGCUUGAGUGCUUGGUGUCAAAGUGUAACUACAUACAUGUUCUUUACUUUUUUCCAUCAACCAACCAAGAAAAUCACAGAUGUUUAUAUCAAUGAAAAGAAAUGCCAAACUCAUUGGAGACUUCUGAUGUUUUCAGGGGGGGGAAAUUAUGUAAUCCUCAUAUUGAGUGUGUUUUCUAUGGAUCAUCAUUAAGUGUUUUAGAAAUGCAUAUCAAAUGUCUCCAAAGGAAAACUCUGAAGAGCAAUUCUCAGUUAUCAAACUCUGUCAGGGCAAGAAUUAAGGCCUUAUAUUUGCAUAAAGUGAAUUUCUCACUAGUUGGACUGUUGGCCUAUAGAUCUGAAUGUGUAAAAAGAAGCCAUACUGUAAUACUACUUGCUGCUCUCAGGUAUAUUUGAAAAUCAAAUUUGAAAAUGAUAUGUUGUCUUUUUUUCUGCAGUGAUGUUAUCUUGGGCUGUACUUUGAAUUCAGCCAAACGUUUUCAUGUUCACCCUUUUUUUUUUCUUGCGUCACAUUAUUUUCCACUAUAAUCUAUUACAAAAGUCUUUUGAUAAGAAAUCUCUACAUUUCCUCUGCCGAUAGUUAAGUUGUAGCAGAAGACGGUGCAUUUGUGUUACAGGUUGUGAGAUGUUCAUAAAAAUAUGGCAGUGGGUCUUCAUUUGCUGAUAACGCCACCAUUUAAAGUUUUUAAUUUUAUCUCCAGUUCUGUAAAUUAGGUCUUUUUAUCAGCUGCAGUUGCACCGUCAAUCAGUGAAGUCAAAACACCUUACAGUAGAAUAUUGAUCACAUUUAGAUAUCAAACAAGUGCCUCCAUGCGGGUGUUGGAAUUGAUUCAUGUAGAUGUUUUUAGGCAGAAACUUCUUAUGGAUCUUGUGCAUCCCAGAUGUUUUUGUUUCUUUUUGGUCAGCAAAUAUUUAAUUAUGCUCCAUUGCUGCUACUUGUGUGCUGACAUAACGUUUAGCAUACUGUCACAUCAGCCUGUACUGUAAACCAUUUUGGUGACCAUGCCUAGCAGGAGCUGUUGCAACAGACCUAUCCUGCCCUCACAUCCCUUCUUAUAUAUGUUCUUCUUUCAUAUCAAAUUCACUUUUUUGUAUUUUCUUGUCGUCUCUUAAAGCAAUCAGAUAAAUAUGCCAAAAAUGUUAAUAAAAUAUUUAAAGUCAUCA
Messenger RNA from Pundamilia nyererei, 3532 nucleotides. RefSeq names its product SPRY domain-containing protein 3-like. NCBI's taxonomy places the organism in Eukaryota, Metazoa, Chordata, Actinopteri, Cichliformes, Cichlidae. Gene Ontology annotation, molecular function: protein binding. Bases 160 to 1398 code for a protein of 412 amino acids. The transcript is spliced from 11 exons. The record is from RefSeq and is a predicted model, not a curated record.